Messenger RNA from Trichomonas vaginalis G3, 744 nucleotides. RefSeq names its product ATP binding. The record is from RefSeq and is a predicted model, not a curated record. The transcript has a single exon. NCBI's taxonomy places the organism in Eukaryota, Parabasalia, Trichomonadida, Trichomonadidae. The coding region runs from base 1 to 744 and encodes 247 amino acids.
AUGUUAGAUAAGAAAGCAGACAAAACUUAUGUGGAUGCAGAACUAACAAAGAAAUUUUCGAAACCAGAUACAAUGACAUUUACAACAGAAAUUAUAAAUGGUGAACCAGCAACUCCAUUUGAAUUUGUUAGAGGUCUUCAACCAGAUACUUUUGAAUUUUUCUUGGAUAAUUCUAUUGAACUAACAUUACAUUAUAAAAGUGGAACAAAUGCAACAUUUCAUCCGGGAGAUACAUUCCAAAUGGUAUUUAAUGACAUAAGUUCUUUAGAAUAUGUUUAUAGAGUUAUGAGCAUAUAUGAUUUAAUAUAUCCUAUAGGAGCUGUUUAUACGUCUAUGAAUCCAAUAAAUCCAAACACUUUAUUUGGUGGUAGAUGGUAUGAAAUAGUUGACAGUUUUCCAUUCUACACUAAUACUCAGUCAAUGAAGAUGGGAGGUUCAAAGAAAAUAGGUAUUGAAAACCUUCCUUCACAUAUGCAUAGGUUCAGUGGAAGAACAUCUGUGGAAGGAAACCAUUCACAUUCAAUAACAAAAAGAGGUUAUACAAAUCUUGCAGCGGGUUCGGAUAGACAGGGAAUGCAUAGAUAUGAUAUCACAACUGACCCCAAAGAUGUUAGCACAGGUAUUUUCUGUGGAACUGCAGGAAAUCAUACACAUGUUGUAGCUGGUAUUACAGACCCAGCAGGUAAUGGAAAAGAUUAUAUGCCUCCUUAUAUAACAAUGCACGCUUGGAUACGAGUUGGUUAA